CGUUACACAACUAAGGGUGGCGCUACACAACUCUACUAUGGGUGGCGCUACACAACUAUGGGUGGCGCUACACAAAUAUGGGUGGGGCUACACAAUUGUAGGUGGCGUUACACAGCUAUGGGUGGCACUACACAAUUAUGGAUGGUGAUACACAACUAUACUAUGGGUGGUGCUACACAACUAUGGGUGGCGCUACACAACUAUGGGUGGUGCUACACAACUAUGGGUGGCGCUACACAACUAUGGGUGGCGCUACACAACUAUGGGUGGCGCUACACAGCUAUGGGUGGGGUGGUGCUACACAGCUAUGGGUGGCGCUACACAAUUAUGGGUGGUCCUACACAAUUGUAGGUGGCGCUACACAGCUAUAGGUGGCACUACACAGCUACUGGGGGCGCUACACAACUACACAGUGUGUACGGUACUUACUACUACACAUGAUAAGUGUGUACCACAAAGGCAGGUAUAAUGCAGUAAUAAUAAUAAUAAUAUAAUAAUGUGAUAGUGAGAUAUUACUUAUACAAUGAUGUUGACAUGAUCUUUAAACUUAGCAUGCACAGCCCAGGAAAAUUAUAAAUGUUUUUUUUUCUCCUCCCUGGCUGAAGUGGCCAAUUAUGCAAAGGAGAUGAUGAUGUCAUUUAACACCACAGAUAGUUUGCAGUCCUGUGAGAAACACUGCAAGUCAACAUUGGUGGUAUUUGUUUAUUUAAAGGUAAAUGAGUGACGAAUGAGAAAGGUAGGGAGGGGGGGGAGAGAGAGAGAGACAGGUGGAGUCCACAGUUGCCGUGGCAACCACUCCCACACACUGCAAGCGAGGCUAUCGCGUUGCAAAGGUCAGACUGCACAGAUGAGCAGCAUUCUCGCAUUAAAGAAAGAAGAAGAAGAAGAAGAAGAAGGUGGAGGACAAAUCCCGAGGUGACGUCGCAUUUCCAGUGCAUGGGUCUGCUGGAGGGCGGGGACUCCUGCAUGUGCAGCUCUCUCGGAGCUCAGGAAGAGGAGGAGAGCUGAGGGGAGGGAGGAGCUGUAGAGGAGCGCUGCAACCAGUCAGGCGAGCCCCGCCGCUCAAUUAGCCAGCAGCGGCACGAGCCAGACGGCCAUCUGCAAGAGAGUCCAUGCGCUGAUGUCGUAAUGAAUUAAAUAAAGAGUUGCUCUGUGUGGAGGAGGAGGGUGGGUGGGGGGGGGGGGCGGAGGUAGGGAGGCUUGAGGAAGCCGGAGGAUGGACUCGCUGCACCUGACGGACAAGCGAGGAUGAAUGGAGCGCUGCACCGGUGCAGCAACAACCCAACUACUGGAGCUUUAAGAGCCGCAGCCCUCGUCAUUCCCAGUCCACCCAGUCCGGGCUUGCCGACCAGGCCACCAAGCUCUCCUUUGCCUCCGCCGAGUCCCUGGAGACCAUGUCCGAAGCCGACGUUCCCAUCGGGUUCAACCGGAUGAACCGAUUCCGUCAGAGCCUCCCGCUGUCACGUUCUGCCAGCCAGAAUAAGCUACGCUCUCCAGAUGAAUUUGCAGGCGUGCUGUUCCUGCAAUAUGGGGACGAGACGCGCCGCGUGCACAUCACCCACGAGCUGAGCAGCCUGGACACGCUGCACGCCCUCAUCGUGCACAUGUUCCCCCAGAAACUGACGGCGGGUAUGCUCAAGUCACCCAACACGGCCAUCCUGAUCAAGGACGAGGCACGGAACGUCUUCUACGAGCUGGAGGACGUGCGUGACAUCCAGGACCGCAGCGUCAUCAAGAUCUACCGCAAGGAGCCCAUCUACGCCUCCUACCCGGCCGCCGCACACCUGGCCAACGGAGACCUGCGGAGAGAGAUGGUCUACUCGUCCCGUGACUCCUCCCCAACACGCCGCCUGAACACGCUCCCCUCCUCGUCGGCCUCCUCCGGGUCGCCGUCCCGAUCCCGCCUCUCCUACAGCGGAGGCCGCCCGCCGUCCUUCGCGGGGCCUCACGAGCAAGCCCGCCACCCCCACCACCCGUCGGCCGCCCACGUAGCCAACGCCGGCCUCUCUCCCUCGCCAAGCGCCAUCCUGGAGCGCCGUGACGUCAAGCCGGACGAGGAGGUCUCGGCAAAGAAUCUGGCGCUCAUGAAGAACGAGUCUCUGUACGCGGACCCCUACAGUCUCAUGCACGAGGGCCGACUCAGCAUUGCUUCUACGCAGUCGCUGGCCGCCAUCGGCGACCCGUUCAGCUUCCCCGUGUCCACGGGGCUGUACCGCCGCGGCUCCGUGCGAUCCCUCAGUACCUACUCCGCAGCCGCCCUGCAGGGGGAGCUGGACGAUUCCCUCUACAAGCCCGGGGGGCCGCUGUACUCCGACACAUACUCGGCCACACUCGGUAUGGGCUUUCGCAUGCCGCCUUCGUCCCCGCAAAAGAUCCCAGACAUGCACCUUCGGGACAGGGACUCGUACUCCAGCAGGGCCUCACCCGUCAGACAGAGCUUUCGCAAAGACUCCUCCUCUUCUGUGUUCAUGGACAGCCCCAAGUCCAGACCUAAUUCCGGCUCUGAGCCUCUGUGUCUGACAGCCGGACCAGGGGAGGGGGGCAGGGCCACGCCGGCGUUUGGUUCCUCGCUUUCCGGACCGGACGCCGAUGCCAGCAGGGAUCAUCGUCUGGAGCGCAUGGAGGCCAUGGAGAAGCAGAUCGCCAGCCUGACUGGUCUGGUCCAGAGCGUUCUGACCAGAGCGCCGGACAGUGACAGCACAUGCGGCCUGCUGCGUCUCUGCAUGAUGGCGGGCUGCCCCCCGGACCAGGGAACCGACUUCUCACGGACAUUACCUUUCUCUUCCAGCGACAAGACCGACACCAACAGCGAAGGCUCCGCCACAGGAACAGGACGGCUAAAGAAGAAAGCUCACACUCCCUCGGCGCCGCUGGCGCUGAUGCCGCCGCCGCCGUCCAACUCGACGCCGUUGAACAACGUCAGCCGCCUACAGAUGCAGCUCCACCUGCACGGCCUGCAGCAGAACGCCAACGACUUGCGCCAGCAGCUCAGCCAGCUGCGGAAGACACAGCUGGAGAACCAAGACUCCAUGCGCACGCUGCUCAAGCGGACCGAGGCGGAGUUGAACGUGCGUGUGGCCGACGCCCUCAGGAAGCAGGAGGAUCCCUUGCAGAGACAGCGCCUCUUGGUGGAGGAGGAGAGGCUCAAGUACCUGAACGAGGAGGAGCUCAUCAUCCAGCAGCUGCACGACCUGGAGAAGUCGGUGGAGGAGAUCCAGAAGGAGUCGUCCGUCAACCACAAGCUGGUGAGCGUUCAGGAGCUGGAGGAGAAGAGCGCCGUCCUCCGAAAGCUGGGAGAGACGCUCACCGAGCUCAAGAAUCAAUUCCCAAGCCUGCAGAGCAAGAUGAGGGUGGUGCUGAGGGUGGAAGUGGAAGCCGUGAAGUUCCUGAAGGAGGAGCCGCACAGGCUGGACGCCUUGUUGAAACGCUGCAAGACCAUAACCGACACCCUCGCCGCCAUGCGCAAGCAGGCCAACGAGGGGGUGUGGAAGAAGCACGAGGACUUCUCCAAUCCGUCAAUCAAGCACAACGAGGACCUGAAAAAGUUCUCAGACUUUGACCUACCGGGCAGCCCACCGCUCAGCAUCAACGACCUCGGGGGAGGGAACAGCCUGUCCAACUGGAGCCCCCACACCAGCCUCAGUCGGCGCCACGGGAACCCGGCCGGCCUUCACAAGGACAAUCACCCGCCCGUACCUCACAAGGGCAAAGCCCUGGAGGAACUGGAGCGCCGCAGCGCCGCUGAUAAGGCUUUGUCCGUCGAGGUUCGCCUGGCGGCGGAGCGGGACUGGGAGGAGAAGCGGGCCAGUUUGACGCAGUACAGCGCUCAGGACAUCAACCGAUUGCUGGAGGAGACCCAAGCCGAGCUCAUGAAGGCCAUUCCCGACCUGGACUUUGCUGCUAAACAGAUCAAGCCUUCUUCUAACACGCCGUCCUCCCAGAGCCCGCAGACACCUCAGAGUGGGGCAGCGACCCCCGAGCACCGUGUCAACAAGCCCCAGCUGAAGAAAGAAGGAGGAACCAAGCUUGGAUCUGAUGAGCUGACGAUGCCUCGCUAUCGCACAGAAAAACCCUCCAAGUCUCCUCCACCCCCGCCGCCCAGACGCAGCUUCCCAUCUUCGCCAGGCCUGACCACCCGCAGCGGGGAGACCCUCAUUCCCGGGAAGAGCGUCAAGAAGUCUGAUUCUGAAGAAGCAGAGAGCCAGAAGCCUCACAUGAAACUGAGGAGGACGGUGUCAGAAAACCCUCGUCCCGCGUCCACACCCCCCACGUUGUCCGGGGACAAGGCGGACGGGGAGCAGGAGCGAACUUCCGUCCAGUUGGAGGGAGGAAACGGCCUCGCCCCCGGCAAGGUCCCGCCCCCCACCGCCACCAAACUGAAGCAGCUACAGCACAACAGCACGGAUAAAUACAAGAGCGGUAAGAGGGAAGACUUCCUGAAGAGCCAAGGGCAGCAGCAGCAGCAGCAGGCCUCAGGAGCCGUCAGCCUAGGGGGCAGCGUUGAGCCGUACCUCUCCGGGAUCAAAACGGGCCCCCUCUCCGGGCACCAGCCCUCUGCCAGGAAGGCUGAUGGCGCCAGGCCGUCCCUGAGGGCGUCCCCCGGCCAGGCCAAAGCACUGCUGGCCAGCCUGUCCGCCGCCGGUUUGAGCGCCGAGGCCCUGCUGCUGUCCUCCGCCCUACGCCAGCACCGCCUCCUCCGCGAGCAGCAGCAGCAGCAACGCGCCUCCUCACUGCCGUCCCCCAGCAGCCGCUCGCCUUCGCCCGCCUCCUCGUCCUCGCAGACGCCCACCGCCACUCUCUCCUCGUCGUCUUCGCCCACCACGCCCAUCCUGUCCCCGUGCUCGCCGACCCCGCUCAGCUCGCCCACGUUCCCCAAAACAAACGGCCGGAGCCUGGAGGGCCUCAGCAGCUGCAAGGAAGGACAAUGAACGGCCAUUUUGGAGACAAACAAUCGAUAUCAAAAGUGUCUUCAUUCCUGAAGACAGAUGACGCACAAACGGGACCUCGGAUCCCACCUCAGAUAAGCUGAUCCUGUUUCACGUAAGAGCUGCAAUAACCAGCACCUGAGUCCAUUUUGUGUGUGUGUGUGUGUGUUGUUAGAGCCAAGAUGGAGUCACAUGAAGCUCUCUGGUGUUGCUUUCAAUGAAGCUUGGUGCUGUUUGAACAUCUUUUAACAUCUCCCAUGAGGAACAAGCACACAUGGACAAAAGGUACUCAUUGACACGCUCCUUUUUAUCCACGAAUCCAUCAAUAAGGGGACGCGUCGCGCCCCUCCAAUUUUAACUCCUCAUUUUAGCAUCCGACAUUUGGGAACACUUUAGGGAAGAGGCUUUUCUGUUCCCUGUGCACAAAGCAAGAUCCACCAAGACGGACUUUGUCCAUUUUAUGUACCAUAUUGACCCCAAUUUAAGACAGUAUUUUUUUUUUACAGUCAGAGCUUUUCUUCUUGUCACUUACACACACAUUAUACUGUAUGUGAUAUACUUCUCUGGUUGCAAUCUACUAGUUUUUUUUUUUAUUGUGUGUCAAAACAUACAUAUAUUUUUCCAAAACCAGAAAAGGAUGUUCUCACAUUUGAGUAAAUACGCUAUUUUGGGUAUUUUAGUUUCAGUCAAAACUAAGCUACAAACCAUACAAAUGAGAAAACAUUAUUAUUAAUAUUACUAUUUAUUAUAGCUACAUUCAUUAAGACAAUCAUUAGCAUAUUUAAGGCUUUUUUUUUUAAAAGCCGGCACCACAAUCCCUGUAGUCCUUCUCCCUCAAACAAUGGCAGCACAUGAUUGCAGUGGCUAUCACAAGCUAACACAGAACUAUCAAAAGUUUAUCAAAAAUGCUAUUAAAGCCGCCCAACAGGCUUCACUACAUUUCUUAAAAUGCAGCCCAGACCCGUGCCAACUCAUCGUCAAACAUGGGAGGGGUAAGUUUGAUUGUUUUUUCUUCAGCAAAGCUAACCUAGCAUGAUGAUGAUGGCGCAGUGUUAGCGCUGUAGCAUCACGUAGCUAUGCUAGUGUUGCUCAUAUUUGACCUCAUUUAUGAUGGGGAUUUGAAAUUAAGAUUCAAAAUUAUACAACCUCGGCGGCUCUGUGUUUAUUUACAAGCUAGCAAAGAGGUUUUUGUGGGACUUUAGAGACAUAUAUAUCUUAAAAUAUUGAUCUGUCACUCAGCUGGAGUUUAUUUUGUGUUAGCGAAUAGGCUAACCUAGCAUGGUGUUGCUGUUAAAAUGAGUGUAAGGUGAGCACUGUACCAUCACAUACUGUAGCUAUGCUAGUGUUGCUAACGCUAGUCUUCCUGUCCAAUAACAGUGCUUGUUGGAGGCUAACAUAGCACAUUAGCAUUGAGCUACAGAUAUGUAAAUGGACAUUUUCCCCACUUGGAAAGCACUUUUAUAUUGUCUAAAUUCUAGCAUCAUGGCUAACAUACUUAAUACACUAAUGUGACACCACAGUGCGCUAAUAUGGGACUUGAUCCGUCACUCAGCUGGAGUUUAUUUUGUGUUAGCGAAUAAGCUAAGCUAGCAUGGUGUUGCUGUUAAAAUGAGUGUAAGGUGAGCACUGUACCAUCACAUACUGUAGCUAUGCUAGUGUUGCUAACGCUAGUCUUCCUGUCCCACAACAGUGCUUGUUGGAGGCUAAAUUAGCACAUUAGCAUUAAGCUACAGAUAUGUAAAUGGCCGUUUUCCCCAGUUGGAAAAGCACUUUUAUAUUGUCUAAAUUCUAGCAUCAAGGCUAACACAUUUAACACACUAAUGUGGCACCACAGUGCGCUAAUACGGGACCUUUUAAGCGCAGUCUUUUCUUAAAGAAGCACAAACGUGGCCCCGGUAGAGCAAACUAAGCCGCACAUCACAAACAUCCUGCUGGUUGGAUUACAAAAACGUGCCUCCGUUUGUUUCAAAGCACAUCAAAUCAUAUUUUCUCUGCACAAAACACACACAAAAAAAAAACAAACGUCUCCGUUUUUGCAGUUUGUUCAUUUUCUCAUCCAAAACUCUUUGGAAAGCUCUCAUCUUCAUCAGCAUAAUGAGCACAUUUAUCCUCAAAGAAGCAGCAACAAAGUAGGAAAAAGACAUUUGGGUUCUUCGGCCCCUGAGGAUAAUAUGAAGCCCCCCCUCUCGUUCUCAUCCACACCCUUCCCCAUUUACACACGGCACUGCUUGAAAGACAGAAUGAUUCUUGUUGCCCCCCCCACCCCCAACUUGAAUACCUAGUACAUAUAUAAAUAUAGAAGUGAGAUGUUUGUGUAUAAUGUGAAGACAAAGUGUGAUUAUUAUUAUAUACAUAUAGUGUAUAUAUAUAUAAAUAUAUAUAUACAGAUAAACAGUAUAUAAUAGACUUAGACAAUAUACUGUAAAUGUCUUCACCUCCUUUAAGUUUUUAUAAAUGAUUCUAGUAACCAUUUUUGUACAAAUGUUUUUUUUUCCUUUAUCGCAUUUCACACAAAGAUUAUUUAUUUGUACUUUUUUUUGUUUAAUAUUUGUUCUAUCUGUAUAGAUUAUUCUGUAUAGAUUCUAAUUCAAAGUAUAUAUACUUAGCACUUUUUUUAAUGUUAUUAGAAAAUUUUGCAAUUUUCUUUAUGGACACACAUGUUGUGUGAAGUAUGUAUUGAUGCGUUUGGGAUUUCCUUUUUUAUUUUAUUUUUAUUUAUUUAUUUUCUGUAUGUUUGAAUAUUUUUUUUUUACAUUUUAAGACUUUUUUUUUUUGCCCAUUUUUUUUAUUUUAUUGUUUUUUUUUUAUAUUUCUUUGCUUCACUCUAUCCACUGUUUUCAUAAUGGUGCUUAGGUCACAUGACUUUUAAUGUUGCGUUCAUGUAUGCUUGUUAACCGGACAACUCUUAAGCAAAAAAAAAAAAAAAAAAAAACAAGUCUGAAAAACAGAACCACUGAGAUGGCUCAAUAAGGAAUAACAUCAUCUUUUAAGCGCUUUCUCCUUCAUUUUUUGGCUCCUUAUUAUUAUUAUUAUUGACAUCUCUACGCUAAAGCCACGUGCUAUAUAGUAUGUAUAGUAUGUACUGUAUUUUUACAUGAAUGUGUUGGCGCAAGUAGAAAAAAAAAGCCCAUUUGUGAAUACAUAAACGUUCCUAGCCAGUCCGACUUAUGUCCAGAAGCAACAUUUUUAUUUAUAAUAAUGAUGAUGAUGAAGAUGGAUUCAGAGGUAUUGAAACACAACAAAUGCAUGUGUCGCACGGUGCCGUCAAGAUGAAUUUUAAGUUUAAAAAAAAAAAAAAAAUGUCUAUACUGAAUGUUUCCUCCAGAAAAGAUGUGUUAGCGGUGUAAAAUGUUAUUUAUCUGACUGAAAAGGCAGGCAUGUUCAUCUGUGAUGGAAUAUCCAAAAAGCGAUUCAACGCCACUCCCGGUGUGUGCGGGUACUGUCGCGUGACAUACUGUAAGAACACACGGCAUAGAUCUAUUAUAUAUAUAUAUAUAUAUAUAAAUAUAUUUAAUAAUAUAUGACUUUAUUAGAGAAAGUAUCAAUGGUGCAGAUAUUCAUUUAUCAGUGUGGAUGCCAUGACUUUUAUGUGAGGAAAGUGUGUUUUUUUUUUUCCAUUGUGAGAAACAAAAAAGUUUUGUACAUAACUUGCUGUGGUUGUGUGUCCAAUAAAGUGCAGCUCUCUUGUACAGUU
Molecule: messenger RNA, 8619 nt
Organism: Doryrhamphus excisus (bluestripe pipefish)
Lineage: Eukaryota; Metazoa; Chordata; Actinopteri; Syngnathiformes; Syngnathidae
Source: RefSeq, a predicted model, not a curated record